Molecule: messenger RNA, 2045 nt
Organism: Pseudopodoces humilis (Tibetan ground-tit)
Lineage: Eukaryota; Metazoa; Chordata; Aves; Passeriformes; Paridae
Source: RefSeq, a predicted model, not a curated record
GCGGGUGGCCCGGGGCUCGCACGGGCAGCCCGGCCCGGCGGGUUCAGUGUUCUCGUCCCUCGGCCCCUCCAUCCCCCGCCUGGCAGGGGACGCGCAGAGAAAUAUAAUGCUCGGUAACGCGCACUGACGCUGUCCAUAGGCGAGGCGUCGGCAUAGAGGCGUGCUAAUCAUGGAGGGAGAUGAAGAGGAGGACUAUAUGUCUGAUUUAUUUAUUAAACAGGAUGUCAGGCCAGGCUUGCCCAUGGUGAGGCGGGUGAAGGAAGCUAUUCAGAAAGAAGAAAAGCAAAAGGAAGCCAAUGAGAAGAACAGACAAAAAAGCAUAAAAGAAGAAGAAAAAGAGAGACGUGACUUGGUACUGAAAAGUGCAUUGGGCAAUGAGAACAAAGGCUUUGCUUUGCUCCAGAAGAUGGGCUACAAGAGUGGCCAGGCCCUUGGCAAAAGUGGAGAGGGCAUUGUUGAACCUAUUCCUCUGAACAUAAAAACAGGCAGAAGUGGGCUUGGUCAUGAGGAACUAAAAAAGCGAAAAGCUGAAGAAAAACUGGAAAACUAUAGACAAAAGCUCCAUAUGAAAAAACAAGCAAAUGAACAAGCUGCAGAUCAGUUCAGAGUAAGAUUCAAAACCAAACAAGAAGAACGUAAGAUGGAAGGAGACCUGCGAAAAAGCCAGAGGGCCUGCCAGCAAUUAGAUACGCAAAAAACUCUGAAGAUUUAUCUUCAAACUGUCCUGGAGACAGUGCUGCAGAUCAUGACUAAAGCCAGUCUAAAGGAAGGAGCCCUAGAUAAGUAUGUAUAAUUCAUAGUAUCUUUUAAAAGGCUCAGAGCUGUGCCAUUCUCAAGAAUUCAUACCAAAGUAUGCAGAAAAAGAGUUUAAGUUGACAGGUUAAAUUCAUAUUUUCUGUUUGAUGCACAAUUUAAUAGAAAUUAAAAGUUGGUGUUUGUAACUGAACUAACAUAACUGAGACAUAGGUUAAGUCUUUCACAUCUUUGUUUUUUACUGCCCAACUGGUAAUAAAAUUCAAGUAUGAGUGAAGGCAUAAAUAUUGGCUAAUCACUUUAUUGCAUAAUGUAUUAAACAGGGUUUUUUUUCAUCUUUACAGAGAUACCUAAAUACCAGCCUGGUUUUGCUUACUCUCUUAAACUUGGUGGGGGAAAAAAAAGCUUGUGAAACAUGACAGUGACAUAUAUAUACUAUUACGUAUAUAUUAUAUUCCGUUGUAUAUAAAGGUGCAUAUUUUCCGUAAUUAGAUCAUGAUGGUGGAUUUUCAUUUUUUUACAUAAAAAUACAUUUUAAUAGACCUAUUACCAUUUAUAAAAAGUUAAUGCUGACAUAUAAAAAUACUAUGCAGGAAAAAUAUAUCAAAAACUACUGGGACAAACUCAGUAUUACUUAACAGCAAGAAAGUAAUGAUACUACUUUGGUCUGUCCAAAAACUGUAAAGGAAAUGCAGCCAAGAGAUUGUCACAUAUCAAUUUUCCUAUUAUUAAUAGUUUCAUAGAAUUGUUUAGGUUAGAACAGACCUUAAAGAUCAUCAAGUCCAACUAUAUGUCAAUUUUAUCCCAACAGACUAAAGAGAAGAAAAAGAAGAAAUAGUACUAUUUUGUCUGUAAGGAUAUGUAGUUUCUUACAGAUCUUGACCACUGCAAAGAAAUACUAAUUAGUCUAGAGUAGUGAAAUAUUUUAUGAAUUCCAGUCAAGGAUAAGGUUAGAAAAGCCCUGAUGGAAUUCAGUCUGACCAGGGAUGUCAAGAAGAUCAGAUUCAAAAAAAUCUAAAGAACCUAGAGGUGCACUACUCCAUGGGACCUGCUGCCAUGCAUCCACUGGUCCUGAGGGAACUGGCAAAUGAAAUUGCCUGAGUUGGCCUUGUUCAGCCUGGAGAAGAGGAGGCUCCAGGGAGACCUUGGAACAGCCUUUCAGUACCUAAAGGGGGCUGCAAAGAGAGCUGGAGGGAGACUUUUUCCCAAGGGCAUGUAGUAACAGGACAAGGGGAAAUGGCUUUGAAGUGAAAGGUUGAGAUUAGAUAUUAGGAAGAAAUUCUUUAUGGUGA